Molecule: messenger RNA, 2739 nt
Organism: Oryzias melastigma (Indian medaka)
Lineage: Eukaryota; Metazoa; Chordata; Actinopteri; Beloniformes; Adrianichthyidae
Gene: ttpal
Product: tocopherol (alpha) transfer protein-like
Exons: 6
Coding region: 453-1484 (343 amino acids)
Cellular component (GO): membrane
Molecular function (GO): phosphatidylinositol bisphosphate binding
Source: RefSeq, a predicted model, not a curated record
ACAGGCCAAUCACAAACCGCUAUCUUUUUACCCCGGAAAAUAUUUUCUCCCGACAGGAGGCGGUUGUGAUUUUUGAUGCCAAAGUUGUUUUUACAUUUUCAGUGUUUGUGUUUUUUUGUCUAGUUACAUUUUUUCUUAAAUAAUACUAUUUAUGUUUGUAGUAGGGCGUUCAUUUUGCGCGCUUUCUGGGUCAGUAUUCUGGUUCUGUCGCAUUGCUCCAGGUGGUGUUAGCUACGAUGUUCUGUUUCUGACUCAUUGCUGGGACCGUUAUUAUAAUCGUCACGUUGAUAUUACAUGUAAAUAAAAUCAUCAGUUUUUGUCUACACCGUGUAAUAAGCGCUGUGCAUUAUUAUGGAAUCGGUUUAUAAAGAAUAAAGGUAAAUAACGUGAAAGCACCGAUUCUGGUGAUCCAGCACAUCCAUAUUAACACAGCCACUUCCUCCAGGCAGCCCAUGGCUGAGCAGCAUGAGCCCCUCAGCUUCAGUCCAGCUGACCCUGCAGCAGCUGCAGCACACAGCUGGUUCCCCACACCCCCUCCACCCAUCUACUGCUGCACCCUGACUCCAGAGCUGGAGGCCAAGGCUCGAGAGGAGCUCCAGGAGAAGCCGGAGUGGCGCCUUCGAGAUGUCCAAGCGCUGAGAGACAUGAUUCUUAAGGAGCAGCCCAACCUGCACACCCGCCUGGACGACGCCUUCCUCCUGCGCUUCCUGCGGGCCAGGAAGUUUGACUACGACCGUGCGCUGCAGCUGCUCCUGAACUACCAUGCGGGCCGCAGGGCCUGGCCCGAGGUGUUCCAGGACCUGAAGCCCUCCACGGUCAAACACGUCCUGGACCUGGGCUUUCUCACGGUCCUGCCACGGCCAGACCCCAACGGCAGGUACAUCCUCUGUCUUCGCCCAGGGAAAUGGAAACCAAACGAUUAUCCAUUUGUUGACAACGUGAGAGCCAUUUAUUUGACUCUGGAGAAGCUAAUCCAGCCGGAGGAAACGCAGGUGAAUGGCAUCGUCAUCUUGGCCGACUACACGGGAGUGGGCAUGUCCCAGGCGUCCAAUCCAGGUCCGUUUCUUGCCAAAAAAGUCGUGAGCAUCCUCCAGGAUGGCUUCCCGAUCAGAAUCAAGGCCGUCAACAUCAUCAACGAGCCGCGGAUUUUCAAAGGCAUCUUUGCCAUAAUUAAGCCGUUUCUGAAGGAAAAGAUGGCAGAAAGGUAUGUCCUCCACGGCUCAGACCUGCGCUCCCUGCACCGUAACCUCCCGGCGUCAGUCCUGCCAGAGGAAUACGGCGGCACCGCCGGCCGGCUGGACAUGGGCGCGUGGUCCAGACUGCUGCUGGACUGCGAGGAGGAGUUCAUAGUGGAGUUCUGCCAGCCCCACCCACUAGAGGGCGCCAUGCUUCCAGACUCCGUGCUGUAUGAAGGCGAGCAGGCCGGCGGGAGCGUGGAGGACACCUUCAGGAGUCUGCGCUCUCAGCUCUACUACUGUUACUGACGGGAGGACUCCCCGUUUCCUCUGAAACCUGUAGAGGGCAAGUUGCCAAUAUAUUAUGUAGAUGAUUUAUUUUAUUAACUGCUCAGCACUUCUCUAGGAGGAGAGUCGUCUUUAGUUUACACACGACCAGCAUUCGAUCGCCGUCCAGGGCAGCUCCGGUCCAGCGUUACUGGGACACGUUCACGUUGUUCAGAAGCUUUUUGUGCCUACAGUCCAAUGCAACAGGUCUGACCUGCUGCUGCAAGAAGCUACAAAGAAAAUAUCCGAAUCACAGCAGCACAGUGGGGGCCUUCCAGGUGCCGGUCUGAAGCUGUAAAAACAUCUGCAGGCGCCCUACUUGCUAAGUGCUUGAAGCUGCUGAAAGUUAAUUUUAGCUUCUGCUGAGUUUUGUUGCCUGGAUGGAAAAUUGUCCUCUUUUCUGAAAAGUGGAUUCUCUAAAUGUUAGGUGUCAUCAGCAGGAAUAAUUACAGCCUUUUGACGAUGAAGAAAAGCUCAGAUCACCGUUGAUGUGAACAAAAAAAAAAGUUUUUACAGCGAAUAUUUCCUGUUUAUUAUCGUCACCCGGUCAACAUUUUCCAUCCCAGCUCAGCAGACGUGGCGUUCGUCCAAAACGUUUUUUAACACUAAAAACAUUGCCUUUAACCAUGGAAUUAUGUUGGAGUUCUGUGAGGUAGAAGGUCGUGUAACUUAACUGUUUAACAGUCUUUGUUUAGUCUUUUAUAGCCUAAAUCUUUCAGGAUAAUUAUUUAAAGUUUUCAGCCUUAUGAUGCAUGUUUUGGGUUUUUUUUUUUUACAUUUUUUGCCUGUUUUUCAUCACUGUAAACGUCCGGUUUGCCAAACGGUGCAACAGACCAUUUUAUCACGUGCAAUACUGUUGCGUCUGGAGCCCAAAGCUUUUUAUUUUGGUCUCUUUUUUUAUUUGGUUCGUCUGUGACUGUAAGAUGUGUUUGUUUGAAACAGUAAAGUUUAGCUCCAAUACACUCCAGAACUGUUUUGCGUGUGUACUGUGGGCGCCUGUUGGUUCAGGACGGGGCACGCCGCGCCCCCUUCCCGGGCCUCGGGGGGACGCCACCUCUAUUUUCACAUUAUUGCAUCUGUUCAAGCCGAGUUCCAAAAACCAGGGCCAUAAAUCCCCAAAGACGACAAACACACAGAGCCGGAAGCAAUGCGCAGAUGUCAAUACUUGGUUUAUGAUGUGAAAGUUAUGGACAGAGAAAGUCAUAAAUAAGAAACAAAUAAAGCCGUCUCUGCUUAA